UGUUGUUGUUGUUGUUGUUGUUGUUGUUGUUGUUGUUUGGACCGCGCCUGGCUGUUCUCAGGACUUACUCCUGACAGUAUGUGAUGCCUAGAAUCAAACCUGGCUUGGCCAGGUGCAAGGCAAGCACUUUAUCCUCUGUACUAUCUCUCCAGCCCAUGUUCCUUUUUCUUACCAUUUAGGCAAGCUUCUGAUUUGUUCUCAUAGUACUUAACCAUCCUAAAGUGAAAUAUUGUGCCUACUUAUUGGGCCCAUGCUAAGCUAUAGGUUUGGGGGAAACAAGGAUAUAGUGUUCAUGCUUGAUAUAAAUAGUUGGUGCUGACUAAUAUUGGUUGAAUAGAUUAAUUAAUAACAAGGUUUUAUUAACAUUUGAGUGCAAGAGACUAGUGAGCCACAAACUUUGCGUGUCUUUGUCCUUCCCCAGGCCCACGCUCUGUCCUUGCUUCAUUCAUGGACCUAAGAAAUACUUGAUUUCAUGAUACUUUAAUUACUCUUGAUUUUGAGAAAAAGGUAAUGUGACUAACCCAUGUAAAGAGAGUUUAGUGGUAAGGUCUCACGCAGAGACUAAAAAGGCUCACCUCAUGGAAAAUAUAAGAAUAAAGGUUGUCUAAUGCAAAUUGACUCCAGGGCCAGGAAUUUUGGGAUCUUUGCUUCACAGUGUGACCCGACCAUUUCUCCCCCCAACUGUGUCCAAUAUUACUGGAUUUUUUUGUGGUGGAAAUAGAUGAGAUGUGGGGUGGGGUGGGGGAGAAGAGCAUGAAUAGCCACACCCAGUGGUUCUUUGGGGGUUAUUCUUGGUCUCUCCUGAUGGGAUUCAGGGUGCUAGAGAUGGAAUUUAGACCUCCCACAUGCAAAGUACGUGCGCCAAUUCUGAGCCAUCUCCCCAGCCUCACGGUCCCAUGUUCUGUUCUUUACAUCUUCUCACCCACCACAUGCUCAUGGAUUCUGCUUCCUGAUAGCUUUGCUUCCCCCUCUUAGCUCACAUUCCCAAGGAAAGGGGUUAUAUUUCCAAAUAAGGCUGCAUGUCAGCCAACUGGUCAAACUGUGCAUUGCCUGCCUGAAUACUAAUUAUGAUUCAGGAGCUAAGUGAAGAAUUAUGUACAAAGAAUCAACGCCACCACGUGGCUUUUUUUUUUUCCUGGUGUUUCCUUGACACAUGUCAUCUACAUCAUAAUUUACAUAAUUUCUGACACCUUUUGUCUAGUCAUCAUACAGGAUAAUAACGAAUGUAGACUUUUAAGUACAGUAUGAGCUGUAACAGGUCCUUGACUCCCAGGAAGUUCUUGACUUCUGGGGUCAUGACAAAGCAAGCAACAUGCUGUGCUCUGCGUAGCAACCUCCUUGGCCAUUUGCUCAGAUUCUGGAAUGAAGUGGCCUUGCUUUCUUAUAAAGUGCCGAGAAUGAGGACUAGGCCUGCCUGUCCUUAUCUCCAAGGAGAAUACCCAGGAGGGGAUGGCUGCGAGCUCUCCAGCUGCCCGACAUCAGGAAGCAUUGACAUUUGAGGAUGUGGCUGUGAGUUUCACAGAUGAAGAGUGGCGGCAUAUGCUCCCCAUUGAGAGGGGUCUGUACAAGGAGGUGAUGCUGGAGAAUUAUAAGAGUUUUGUCUCAUUGGGACUUCCAGUUCCUCAACCUGAUAUGAUUUUUCAUUUGAAAAUCUGUGAUGAGCCUUGGGCGGUUGAUCUUCAUGGAUCAGCAGAAGAAGAAUGCCCAGCCGAUUUCUCUCUAGACCUGGAGGCGAAGCCUGGCAUUCGAGGCGCGCCAGAAGCAGCCAAACUGGGCGGAGCGUUGAGGACCUGGCUUGGAAAGAGCCGUCCUCUGGGGUCCAGAUGCGCAGUUCCUGCUCCCGAGAGCGCGGUGGGCACUGAGAAGCAAAGGCCUGCAGCGCCGACGCCUUCUCCUCUGCCUCCUCCUCGCAGGACUCCCCUUUCCCAGGACGGGGGUCGGCGGCCCGGGUCGGGGCCGACCCCGCCCAAGAAAACGCUCCCUAAAGAGCGCGCGCAGGAGUGCCCCGACUGCGGGAAGCGCUUCCGCGACCCCUCGUCGCUGCUGCGCCACCGGCGCACCCACAGCGGCGUGAAGCCCUACGAGUGCCGGGAGUGCGGCAAGGCCUUCAGCCACCGCAGCAGCCUGAGCCGGCACCUGGUGUCGCACACGGGCGCCAGCCCCUACGAGUGCGGCGCGUGCGGCAAGGCCUUCUUCGACCGCUCGUCGCUCACGGUCCACCAGCGCAUCCACACGGGCGAGAAGCCCUUCCAGUGCGGCGAGUGCGGCAAGGCCUUCUUCGACCGCUCGUCGCUCACGCGCCACGGGCGCAUCCACACGGGCGAGAGCCCGUACGGCUGCGGCCAGUGCGGCAAGGCCUUCAGCCAGAAGAGCAUCCUCACGCGCCACCAGCUGGUGCACACGGGCCGCAAGCCCUUCGCCUGCGGCCAGUGCGGCAAGGCCUUCUACGGCGUCUCGUCGCUCAACCGGCACCAGCGGGCGCACGCGGGCGAGCCGCGCCACCGCUGCGCCGAGUGCGGCAAGGCCUUCUUCGACCGCUCCUACCUGACGCAGCACCAGAAGAUCCACACCGGGGACAAGCCCUACGCGUGCGGCGAGUGCGGGAAGGCCUUCAGCCAGCGCUGCCGCCUGACGCGCCACCAGCGGGUGCACACCGGCGAGAAGCCCUUCGAGUGCAGCGUCUGCGGCAAGGUCUUCAGCUCCAAGUCGUCCGUCAUCCAGCACCAGCGGCGCUAUGCCAAGCAGGGGAUAGACUGAGGCCGGUGGGAAGUCCGAGUCGACGAUUUUGACCUCCGUUAAAAUAAAAUAAUUAAUUUAAAAAAUUAAAAAUUUGAGGUUUUCCCCCCAGAGUCUCAAAUCCACCGUGUGAUGAUUCCACCUGUCCUGGCUGUGAUGCUCCUCCCCGCAACUGAGUCUGCCUGCUGUGUUUCUGAGCCCGUGGAUGCCGGAGGCUGGAAAGGAAAGGAGGGUGUCAGUCCUGGAGCCAACGUUCUGCAGACGGGGGCUAGGCUAGCGUUGAUCCUCGGGCCCCAGGUGUCACUGCACUUUAACUAGAGGCUGUCCAAGUGUGGAAAGGCAAAACUACAUCAGAGCGGCACUGCUUGUUCUUAGGCGGUCUUUUUUAGUUGUUAAUCCCGCUCAGAGCUUUCAACGGCGCUGACCUUGGUCUUUUGCAUCUCUGUUUUUGAGUGUCACCUACUACUACUACUACUUACUGCUAGAACUAGCUAGUUCUAGCUAGUACUAAUUUGAGUUAUUAUUAUUAUUAUGGCUUAAGUACUCAGCUAAGAGUUUUACAAGAUGUAACUUUCCCAAGGUGGCACAUAGCUAUUAAAAUGUGAAGCUAGGUCUUAAAAAUGCAGACCUAUCUUUAAAAGUCUAUUCUCUUUACCAUUAUGAUGUAUGUUUUAUAAUUUAUGUACAUGUAUUGUCUUCUCAACUAGAUUGUAAUUAAAUACUUGGAGGUGUAACAUACAUGUAUCUCACGUGGUGCCUUGCAAAUAAUAGGUGCUCAGUAAGUAUCUUAAGAAAUGGCUUACAUACAAAAUUCACUCUACUUAAAACAUGUUCUUUGUCUGAGUUUUCGGUCUGGCCUAUACCUUUGUCUUCUCAGGCUCUCUUUACUGCAGUAGUCACUUCCUAGCUCCUUGUCUUCCUUAUUCCUUAUUGAAAAGGUAUCUAUUUAGUUAUGUGCCAUAACAAGUAAGCCUCAAAUAAAGAUUCAUUUCUCAUAUGAAAUCUGAUGUGAAUCAGUCAUAUUCUGUUCUCAACCCCUGAACACAUAGCCUCCAAGAUUAUCAUGGAAGAGAUAUCCAGAGAAUAUUUUUGGAUAUUUUUAAAGUCAGGUACUGGAAACUUUGUAGGUAUUAGCAUUUUCUCUGCUGAAGGUGAACCCUGGAAAAGAACUUCAUUUAGAAGACUCUAGAGCUUAGUGAACCUGCUUGAAUCUUGGCGCACAAAGAUUCAUUUCUCCUUAGAGGAGUAAAAGUCAGAUUCAAGAAGCUGGAUUAGCAAGUAGAUCCCUUCCCCCAAUCUGAUAGCAGACCUACAGGCUCACCUUAAGUGACAGAGAAGACCUGAGAUGCAGAAAUUCAAAGCGACUUAAAAAUACUUCACAAUGAAGACUCUAUUGGUAUUAAUGAUAUAUUUAUGGCA
Molecule: messenger RNA, 4155 nt
Organism: Sorex araneus (European shrew)
Lineage: Eukaryota; Metazoa; Chordata; Mammalia; Eulipotyphla; Soricidae
Gene: ZNF2
Product: zinc finger protein 2
Exons: 5
Coding region: 1450-2757 (435 amino acids)
Biological process (GO): negative regulation of transcription by RNA polymerase II; regulation of cytokine production; regulation of immune system process
Source: RefSeq, a predicted model, not a curated record